CGCCAGGUAGAGAGUCAGCUGUAGAAGUGACUUGUGCAACAACAUUUAACGUGCCCGUAAAGAAAAAUAAACUCAAUCAUUUGUUAAAUCACAGUGGCACAAUAUGCAGUUGACUUUAAUCAAUUUCUUUAAGAAAACCGUGCCCGGUCACAUAUUCCGCGGCAAGCGGCGCCUUGUCAAGCCGGUGAGCAAACAGGCCAUUGAUACACUCACACGGGAAUACGAGCGUCAGGAGCAAAUAAUGUUUCUACUGCGGCAUCCUUACCUCACACUGGAACAAUCAUCGGGCCAUGCCAAGGAACUGCAGAAACGGGACAAACUGGUGGCCAAGUGGACAAACGAGCAAACAUUAAGAAAGAUGAAACCUCAUGUGACCAUUGAGGAGCGUCUCAAUCAGCUGAAGAUCAAGGAGGCAUGGGAUUAAAUACACUCCCACACACCAAUGGCUUUACAAAUUAUAGAAUAAAUACUAUAACUAAUUAUUACUAUUUGUGUAAUUGAAUGAGGUACAGCUUGAAGUGUAACAAUUUAUUCUACGGAAUUAGAUUGUAUUGGUUUUAUACAUCAAAAUGUUAUAUAUCUAAAUGAA
Messenger RNA from Drosophila innubila, 589 nucleotides. RefSeq names its product ribosomal protein 63, mitochondrial. The coding region runs from base 104 to 424 and encodes 106 amino acids. Gene Ontology annotation, biological process: mitochondrial translation. Gene Ontology annotation, cellular component: mitochondrial ribosome. The transcript has 2 exons. The record is from RefSeq and is a predicted model, not a curated record. Lineage: Eukaryota; Metazoa; Arthropoda; Insecta; Diptera; Drosophilidae. Gene Ontology annotation, molecular function: structural constituent of ribosome.